AUGGAUUCUAGCCAGAGAAGAUUAGCAAAAGAAUUGCAACAGCUCUCCGUAGAUCCUCCAGUUGGAGUACGGGUGAGGCCGGAUGCAACUUCUGAUCUCCGAUUAUGGAUUGUGCAUGUCGAAGGUGCUCCGAAUACUAUAUAUGCCGGUGAGAAAUUUAUGCUACAGUUUCGGUUUACGGAUCAGUAUCCUUUUAUAUCGCCAGAGGUGAUAUUCGUUGGUGACAAUAUCCCGAUCCAUCCGCAUGUUUAUUCGAAUGGACACAUAUGUCUGUCCAUCUUGGGAGAUGACUGGAGCCCUGCUUUGUCUGUCCAAUCCGUUUGCCUCUCUAUCCUUUCUAUGCUUUCUUCUUGCAAGGAAAAGAAGCGUCCACCAGACAAUGCGUUGUAUGUUAGCACCUGUAGCAAAAGUCCGAGUCGGACUGGAUGGUGGUUUCAUGGUGAGUGUUAG
Molecule: messenger RNA, 450 nt
Organism: Enterobius vermicularis (human pinworm)
Lineage: Eukaryota; Metazoa; Nematoda; Chromadorea; Rhabditida; Oxyuridae
Source: the annotation of a GenBank genome assembly